AUGGCGCCUCCUCGGUCUCGUGCGGAGGUUCUGGCACAUCUGCGCGACCAAGUCAAGAAUGGCAAGCCCAUCGUGGGGGCUGGAGCUGGGAUCGGGCUGUCGGCCAAGUUCAUUGAAGCAGGCGGAGGCGAUCUGAUCAUCAUAUACAAUUCCGGCCGCUACCGCAUGGCUGGGAGGGGUUCCCUUGCCGGUCUCAUGCCGUACGGCGAUGCCAACGCCGUCGUGGUCGACAUGGCCAAAGAAGUCCUCCCCAUAGUCAGCCACACGGGUGUACUGGCCGGUGUUUGUGCUUCGGAUCCUUUCCGCAUCAUCCCGGACUUUCUGCAGCAGUUGAAGAGUAUGGGCUUCUGCGGCGUUCAGAACUUCCCCACCGUCGGCCUCAUUGAUGGAACUUUUCGAGCAAACCUCGAGGAAACGGGCAUGGGGUACGAUAAGGAAGUAGCCAUGAUUGCAGAAGCCCGAAAGCUGGAUCUUCUGACCACGCCUUAUGCCUUCAACGUGGACGAAGCUGAACAGAUGACCAAAGCCGGGGCAGACGUACUCGUAUGCCACAUGGGAUUGACCACCUCGGGCAGUAUUGGUGCAAAGACGGGGAAAUCACUGGAUGACUGCGUCCAGCUGAUCCAGGAGAUGAGAGACGCCGCGAACAAGAUCAACCCUGAAAUCAUCAUUCUGUGUCACGGCGGUCCGAUCGCCGAGCCCAAGGAUGCCGACUAUGUCCUGAGCCGCGUGAAAGGGAUCCACGGGUUCUACGGCGCCAGCAGCAUGGAGCGGUUACCAGUCGAAGUGGCCAUCACGAAUACCACCAAGGAGUUCAAGAAUCUGAAGAUGGGGUAG
Cladophialophora yegresii CBS 114405 is the source of this 837-nucleotide messenger RNA. RefSeq lists its product as uncharacterized. The record is from RefSeq and is a predicted model, not a curated record. The transcript has a single exon. Lineage: Eukaryota; Fungi; Ascomycota; Eurotiomycetes; Chaetothyriales; Herpotrichiellaceae. Gene Ontology annotation, molecular function: catalytic activity. Bases 1 to 837 code for a protein of 278 amino acids.